Molecule: messenger RNA, 795 nt
Organism: Adineta steineri
Lineage: Eukaryota; Metazoa; Rotifera; Eurotatoria; Adinetida; Adinetidae
Source: the annotation of a GenBank genome assembly
AUGAAGAUUGUCCUUAUCCUUCUAAUACUUUGUUUUUGCGUCAAUUUAAUAACAGCUUUUUCAUGGUUCAAUUUUGGAUCAGACGAAGAACCAAAACCAGUAACUAAAUCAGUGAAGAAUUAUCAUUCAACUGUUAACAGUGGAAAAACUAAAUUUUAUCAACAGAAUCAAUCAAGAAAUAAUGUUAGUUCGAAGAAUAACACAAAUCGUUCACCUUUACAACAAGCUCUAAUGCAACGACAGUAUCUUAAUCGCAAUAUUACUAAUAAUACACAAAAUGGUCAAAUAAUUUAUCCAUACGGUUCUAGAGGAAAUAUAUAUCAACAACAAAAUCGAUCUCUUAAUAAUCCUAUGAUGUUUCAUCAAGGUAAUCGUGUUAUGAAUAAGACAAAUAAUCGAAUUAUCAAUCCAAAAUUUCAUUCUUAUAUUCAAGGUGGUAAAAAUAAUAAUACUAUUCCCAAUAAUGGUAGUCGCCGUAUUCUUUUACAAGAUUCAUUAGUAAAAUCUGUUACCAACAAUUCAUCAAUACCUACAAAUAAGACUCAAAUAUUUCGAGCUCGUUCAACAGGAAUAGUUAGUAACCAUACUAAUCUAAGUCAACGACGUAUUCCCGCUAGAUUUAAUCAACAACAACGAUUGAAAAGCUUCAGUAGUACAACAUCUGUUCGUUCAAAUGUGAAAUCGGGUUUGAAACAACAAAAUGAACAGAAGAAUAUUCCAUCAAGAGUAUUGAAUUCAAAUGCUUCCGUACACAAUUCACCAUUAACAAUGAGAAAUACUACAUUACAUCAUUGA